AUAAAUUUAAAUGAUUAAUUAUUUCGAAUUAAUCAGUAAUAUGGAGUUUCAUAUAAUUUCCAUAUUUCAACAUUGUAUUUAGUAUAUAAUGUUUUCGAUGUAAUAAGUCAUCCAAUGGAUACAUUUGUUUUAUUGGCUAUGAUAUAAAAACAGCUUUGAAAAUAGCUUUAAUUCGUAUACCAAAUAGUAAUGAUUGCCAAUUAUAAAAUAAGAGUCAGGUUUGUCGGUUCUCUUCUACCGUGAAUUUCAUUUAUCCAAUCCAAGUAUACUUUACUAAUAAAAACACUUCUAUCCGUCGUGUGUGCAUUUAUAUCUUUGUAUGUAUGUAUUGCAUACUUACGUGCAUAUAUCGUGUAACGCACGUGUGUGUGCAAUUAUAGAAAGCGCUCAUUGAGAUCUAGUAGUAACAACUAUAGAUAAAAUAGUCGUUUUGACAGAAUGGCCGAGUGUUCUAAACCUGUUGUAAGACAAAUAUUAAUCGUUCAUUUCUUUGAGUUGCACAGAAUUAGAACACUGCAGUGAAAUAAUUAAAUACAAACUAAUUGUACAUAUUCGAAUAUCGUGAUGCAUUUUCAUUCGUGAUAUCAAAAGGGUAGAUAUUGCGAAAUUCUUUCUCAAAGUAUGUUGUAAUUCGAAGGUAACCGUCAAGGUAAUCGGAAAGUGUAGAAAGUGCGCGUGUUAUGUUUGCAAAUGUAUAGGUAGACUCGCUUUUGUAAAACUGUUUUGGGAUAAACCACAGUGCAAAUGUGAUGGAGGACUACAAAUUUCUUUUCAAAGUCGUCCUGGUGGGCAAUGCCGGUGUUGGAAAAACUUGCCUCGUACGCAGAUUUACGCAGGGUUUAUUUCCUCCAGGUCAAGGUGCAACAAUUGGUGUAGAUUUUAUGAUUAAAACUGUAGAAGUAGAAAAUGAGAAAGUCAAGUUACAAAUUUGGGAUACAGCUGGACAAGAAAGAUUUCGUUCAAUAACUCAAAGUUAUUAUAGAUCUGCUCAUGCUUUAAUUUUAGUAUAUGAUAUUUCUUGUCAACCUACUUUUGACUGCUUACCUGAUUGGUUAAGAGAAAUUGAAGAAUAUGCAAAUAACAAAGUUUUAAGGAUAUUAGUAGGUAAUAAAAUAGAUCGAGAAGAUAGGGAAAUACCAACGCAUGUAGGUGAAGAUUUUGCACAAAGACAUGGAAUGUACUUUUUAGAAACAUCAGCAAAAGAGGCAGAAAAUGUAGAACGGUUAUUUAUGGAGAUAGCUGCCGAACUUAUGGAUCAAGCACGUAGUAAGGAAUUGCCUAGAUAUGAAACAAAUGCUACUUCCAUAAAUGGAAAAACUACAUCAAUUGGUGAUACUAAUAGUUGUGGUUGCAGUCGUUUUUCUUAAAUAUUUGUGGCAAUCAUAUUAUGUCAUUUGUAUGAAUGCAGAACUGUCAGUUAUUGGAUAUUUAUAUUAUAGAAUAAGAUUAUACGUUUUUCAACACAUAUAUUAAAUGCAAUACUAGUCGAUGUUUCACAGCUCAGACAAUAUUAAUCUAUUCGCACACUUGAUAUUAUAUAUUAGCAAAUAGCAAAAACACUAUAUACUAUUUUAAUUAUUAGAGUGAGUUGAUUUUUACAAUGUUAUAGUUAGUACUUUCUUCAAUGACAGACUAUCAGAUUAGUUAAAUUUUUAUAAGAAUACUCUUUGUCUGACUGAUCUGUCAUCAUUUUUAUAAGAUUUUGGUUGCUUCAAAAGUACAAAUAGUUAUGUAUGAAUUUUGAUGGAUUUUUAUAGAGAAGAUAAUGUUUAUGCCCUAAAACAAAAUACUGACAAUUUUCUAGAUUAAUAUCCAAUGUGCAAUACAGAUGUGUGCUUACUAUGCUAAUUUAAAAAUUAAGAAUUAGCUUGAAUAUAUAAAUAUUUAAAUAUUUCAUAGAGUGCUCACGAAAUAUUAAUAAUAUGAUUGAGAUAAAUUUCUCUCUAUUAGACAUUGUUAUAAAUAUAAAGAACACAUGUUCUUCAUUGUUUUAUUACUGAUAUUUGGGUAAUCAAAGUUUUGUUACAUUUAUUCCAUAUUUUAAUCAUGUUUUUUACAUCAUAGUUUAUUAUUAAUUCUGUUCACGUAUUGUUCAAUGUUGUAUCAUAAAAAUUAUUUACAAAGUAUUAAUUUUUGCUGUCAAAGCUAUCUAUUAAUUUGUUUAGGUCAUUACUCUAGUCUCAAGAUUUGCUUUUUUUACAGGUUAGAUAUAAGGAAUCUAAGACUACUAAAAUUUGUAUGAUCUUUCUUUCUCAUUAUUACAUUAAUCAUAAUUUAUUUAUUUUCUCCUGUUAAUUCUUUUGUUACAUAUAAUUUGUAUAAAUUGAGUAAUACAUAUUUAUAUCAAUUGCAAAAACAGAAGAAUAAGAAGGGCUACAUUUUUCUAAAGAGUACUAUUAAAUAAUGGAUUUAUAUAUUAUUAGAUUGCUUUUUAAAUGGAUGAUUUAUGUGUUAUAUUGUUGAAAAAUAUUGAGACCAAUACAAAAUUAUUUCAUUUCAUCUUAUUUUCUAAUAUAAAGUUAAUAGAUUAAUGCUAUACAAAUAAAUCAGAUCUUUAAAAAUUUUACUAAGUUUGUCAAUAUCAAAUAAUUUUAUUACUAUAAUAAUAUGGUAUACAAUUUUACAAUGCAUGACAUAAGUGCAUAUUUGAGUAAAUGCUAAUAAAUACAUAUCAAUUUGUCAUGUCUCCCAGGAAUUUCAUUAAAUAAUUUAUUUUUAUUCUGCAUUUAUUUUAUUUUACACAGACACUAUAAUACAUAGAUGAUAUAGAAACUUUUAUUUACAUAUAUCAUUAGAUGCAUUAUAUUGUGAUCACAAUAAUUAAUAGUAGAUGUAUCUAUUACAUGUAAACAUGUGUGAUGUCUAAUAUAGGCAUUUCAUUGAAAAACUUCUAUGUAUUUGGUAUAAUAGAAGUGUUUAUAUUUAUCUUAAAAGUAAUUCUCUUGUCUUAUUUGUAAUCAAUAAAUAUGAUAUCAUGAUUAUAUUAUGCCUACUAUGUAAAAUAUGAGGUUUAAUAUAAAUGUUUUUCAUUAUUGUAUUCAAUGCCACACUUUACAUGUCAUGUAUGUAUAUAACAUAUGACAAAUUACAUAGUGAAAAGUUUGUAUUUACAAAAUCGAAAUCAAGAAUUAUUGUAGAGCAUACUAUUAAAUUAUAUCUUGUCUGUGAUCAGAACCAAUGUUCUUUUUAUAUGUAUCUAUGUAUUUAAGUUCUUCUCAUAUUUUAAUACUUAGGAUCAAAUUAAAAGUAUAUAACUCUUCAAUUUAUGUGUAUUAAUCAACAAUUGUUAUAAAUACGACUCUGUUUAAUGAUUUAAAGGGAUAGACUACUAUGACAACCUGAAAAAAGCAGCUAAUAUAUGUGUCAACAAAUUCCUUUUUUUUAUUUCAACAUUUUCAUUAUGUGAUUAUGAUACAACGAUACUUUUAUACAUUUUGCUAUCACUGUCACCAAUAUAAAACAAAUAUUUUA
Molecule: messenger RNA, 3471 nt
Organism: Vespula pensylvanica (western yellowjacket)
Lineage: Eukaryota; Metazoa; Arthropoda; Insecta; Hymenoptera; Vespidae
Gene: Rab30
Product: ras-related protein Rab-30
Exons: 5
Coding region: 750-1367 (205 amino acids)
Cellular component (GO): trans-Golgi network
Molecular function (GO): GTP binding; GTPase activity
Source: RefSeq, a predicted model, not a curated record